Molecule: messenger RNA, 1722 nt
Organism: Rhopilema esculentum
Lineage: Eukaryota; Metazoa; Cnidaria; Scyphozoa; Rhizostomeae; Rhizostomatidae
Product: cell division cycle-associated protein 7
Biological process (GO): regulation of DNA-templated transcription
Cellular component (GO): nucleus
Source: RefSeq, a predicted model, not a curated record
CGCCAAUUCUGCACGUUGCACAGAUGAGACGAGUUUGCGGCACGAGUAAAUAAAAUGCAUCACAAGAUUGAAGAAGAGACUGAGUAUGAAAAACUCAGAGCAAAGAAUAUUGCAGAGAAUGAAGCCAUGUUGAAACGUUUAUUCCCAGUUUCACCAUUGUUGAAAAGGAGGGAGGAGAAAACACAGAAAAUGAAAAGUUUCUCAAAAAAAGGUGAAAGACUUGAUCAAAUGCAUCCAUAUACAACUUCCCCUACACGAAAAAACCCCUCAAGAUUCUGUCGAGGGCGCAAGAGAUACAGAUAUGGCUCUGAUUGUGAAGAAGAAGAAAGGUCAUCAGAUUAUGAACCAGAGGAAGCAAGCGACUGUGAAGAAGAUUUCAAGCCAACUGGCAUGAUAGUUAAUCUAUGGGGAAGAAAAUCUGAUGUUAAUAAAGUCCCUUCAAAAAGGAGGUCUCCAAAAAAGACAAUUAUUGACAGGGAUGACCUUUUGCAAAGAUACAAUUUGUUGACUGAAGAUGAUCUUAACAUGGUUGCUGAAAAAACAUCUGAAAAGAAUUAUGACCAGAAUGGAUCCUCUUGUCAUCAAUGUCGGCAGAAGACUGAUGAUUUAAAGACCCUUUGUCGAUCUCCAUCGUGUUUUGGAAUAAGAGGACAAUUUUGUGGACCAUGUUUAAGGAACAGAUAUGGCGAAGAUGCAAAGGUAGCAAUAAUGGAUAAAAACUGGACCUGUCCUCCAUGCAGAGGUAUUUGCAAUUGCUCCUUUUGUAUGGCAAAAAGAGGGAGACGAGCAACAGGAAUUCUCAUCCACAUUGCAAAGGAAAAGGGCUAUCAAAGUGUUAGGUCAUUUUUAGGUGAUUAAGUUUAAAUAUAUUUCUUGUUAUCUGAGGGUAUAUAUGCUAAAGGUUUGAAUAAAAUAUUUUUCAUAUUUAGAGUUCAAAUGGCAAAAAUUCAAGGAAUCUUGGAAUCUGAUAUGAUAUAAAAGAUUGAAGGAUCUAAAUUCUAAUCAAUUCAGCUCUACCACACUAAUCUCAGGCAAUGCUAGAUUUGGCAUGGUUUGACUUUGGGUCAGGGGAAUUCAUCAUAAGAAUAAACUCCAGUUAGUCACAAUAUGAUUACUAUUACUAUUAGUUAAACUGAUUAUAGUUUCCAAGAUAAAUAGUUGCCCAAGGCACAAUAGAUCUACAAACAUUCCAGCCAUGAAAUAGUGAGUUCUUUCUACUAUGUAAGUUGGAUAGUUUCCAAUGAGGUGCUUGUGACUAUUUUUGGUGAAUUUGUUGAGCUUGAAGUUAUAGUUUUUGCUUAAUGAUCCUUGUCACUAGGGUUCUCAAUUAUAUGUUCGAUAUAUGAUGUUUAUAAAAUAUGUUUUAAGUGAAUUUUCACUAUACUUUUCUUUAGACUUGUUAACUUGUUUUUAUGACCUUUCAAAAGCAUUUUGUGAGCAAGGAUUAGCAAAUUUUAGCGACAAUUGUAUGGUCUGAGGCAAAGCUAUCAGAGCUACUAAUAUUACCUGGCAGCAUAUUGUAAGUCUUGCUUUGUUUUGCUGAAAAUUUUAUUCAUCUUUUUUCGAUUGUAUUCUCAAUUCUUGUUUCCUUUAGUUUGCAGUUUUUGUAUUAUUUUCUUUUAUCUUUAAAUUUAUUGUAGCUGUUAAGAUGUGUUUAAUUGUUGAUAUUCUAAUUAGUUAUUGUUGAAAUAGAAUAUAUAUAAAUCACACAGAAGUCUUUAA